This is a messenger RNA of Onthophagus taurus, 1151 nucleotides long. The record is from RefSeq and is a predicted model, not a curated record. NCBI's taxonomy places the organism in Eukaryota, Metazoa, Arthropoda, Insecta, Coleoptera, Scarabaeidae.
CGCUUUUCAAUAAUUCAACUGACAUUUAAGAUGGCGUCCGAUAAAAACAUAGGGUUUGUUUGUGUUUACUUCAAGUUUAUUUAAGUUUUCGUUGUUCAAGCGUUAGAAAACGUGCACAUUUCAACCACGUUUGUUAAACUAAUUCGCUUCUCUAAACGGAAAUCUUACAAAAACUUCAAUUAUAACCAUGAGGAAUGUUUUUAGUGGUCCUCGUAUGAACAUGUCCCAAAUGAAUGGGAAUGGCCGUAACACCACCAGCAGUAGACCACAAACAUCACAACGUGUCCAAUCAUCAGUAGAAAGACCCACCUGUGCUCAACAUGAAGAUCUAAUCAGAUACAUACAUGACUCCUGGAAUCAAGUUUCACAAGAACUUGAUAAAACUGCUGUUUAUUAUCGUGAACAAGAGAAUCAUCAUUUGAGAAAUUUCGAACCAUUUGAUCUGGAAGCUUAUUGGGGUAGGAGAGUUGUGCAGCAAUCGCAAAACUCAUAGCAGCACCAACGAACUCAAUAUCGAUAUCGAGACGGAUGAGGAAUAAAUAUUAAUUAUUAGGCAAUGAUAUAACACGAUGUAUAUCGUGCGAUUUUUUCUAUUUUAUUUUUUAUUAUUUUUUUGAUUCAGUGUACAUUGUAUUUAGUGAUUCUUUCUCUAUUUACUUUUUAUACACACAAUUUUUUUCUAUAAUUUUAUUUUUUUCACGAUGGUAAUUAAUCUGGAUAAUUGUCUAAUCAUGCAAAAAUAUUUACAUAAAAUUUCGUAAAGAUUAAUUGUAGAAUUUAUAUUAAAACAACAAUUUUUUUAUCCCAGAAAAACAAUUUAUUAUUGUACAUGUAUAUUUAUAUACCCAAUUAUAUUAAUUUUGUUUUUAAACAUUCCCUAUUCUAAAUAAUUGUUGUCACCCAUGACUAUUGUAAUUGUAAUUAUUAUAUGUAUAAUUAUUAUUAUCACCUUUAUGUAUUGUCACAACGAUUUCAUCAUCUUUCUAUUUAUGUCGGUGUCGUCUUUUUUAAUUUCCUUAAUUAUUUUUCUUUUACAUUUUUUUAAUUACUUUAUGUACUUGAACAUUUUCUAUUCGUUGUAAUGUGCUAUUUGUAUUGUGGUUACAGAGAAUUUUGUACCGAUUUAUUAAUUAUAUUAAUUCUACAACAUA